CGUCACGCUCGCUCCUCCCCGCGCGUCCCCGAUCAACCUCCAGCAGUUCCACCGCUCACCGUCCGCUCGGCCAAAGUGUCCCCGUUACCAGCCCCUCAUCGCCUGUUAAACUCGAUCAGACCACGCGCACGGGAGCCGAACCCGAUGGCCUCGACGACUUCUGACGGCUCCGAGCGAGAGUCGCCGAACCCGAGCGAACAAAACGGCGACGGGAGCGAAUCGGGCCUGCGCGGCGCCGACGAUCAGGAACCGGCCGUUAAGAUGGACGCGAUCGGCGAAGAACAAAGCCCGGAUGGAGCCACGAGGGGAGACGAUGGCGACACGGAAGCCGAGAAGGAGCAGGAAAAGAGUCCCGGGAGCGCGGAAGAGACCGCGGAGCCGCUGAAGACAGAACAAAGGGAGGAGGAGAGCGCGUGCUCCCCCGCGGACAAGAGCGCUGACGGCGGCGGCGCGAUGAAACGACGCGCGAGUCUGGAGCUGAGCUCGUCCUCCGAUGGAGAGCCGCUCAGCCGCAUGGACUCUGAGGACAGUAUCAGCAGUACUUUAAUGGACAUGGAGAGCAUCGCGUCCAGUGGGCGUUCCACUCCAGCGAUGAUGAACGGUCACGCCGGGGCAUCUUCCUCCUCAGUGAAGGGAUCGUCUUACACCUGCUGCUGGGAUCAGUGUCACAUGCUGUUCAACACCAGUCCGGACCUGGCAGAACACAUCCGCGGAGUACACGUAGAUGGCCAGCGUGGAGGGGUGUUUGUGUGUCUUUGGAAAGGCUGUAAGGUGUAUAACACACCAUCCACCAGUCAGAGCUGGCUACAGAGACACAUGCUAUCGCACAGCGGAGACAAGCCAUUCAAGUGUGUGGUAGGCGGCUGCAAUGCCACCUUCGCAUCACAGGGGGGGCUGGCGCGUCACGUCCCGACCCACUUCAGCUCCCAGAAUUCCUCCAAACUCUCCAGUCAGGCCAAAGUAAAAGAGGAGUCGCCUUCCAAAGCGGGCAUCAACAAACGAAGGAAACUCAAGUACAAACGCAGACGCUCAUUGCGUACGUAUCAGAGGACUCAAUCUGACAGUUAUGGCUGUUCUGUGGUCAGAGCGCGGCCUCACGACUUCUUUGACGCUCAGACCAUGGAUGCGAUCCGUCAUCGUGCCAUCUGCCUCAAUCUGGCAACCCACAUUGAGAGUCAGGGCAAGGGCCACAGUGUUGUGUUUCACAGUACGGUGAUCGCCAGGCGAAAGGAGGAUUCUGGGAAGGUCAAGGUGCUUCUUCAUUGGAUGCCGGAGGACAUACUUCCAGAUGCUUGGGUUAGCGAGGGUGAUCGUCAACAGCUAAAGACCAAAGUGGUCCAUCUUUCUCAGCUUCCUCAGGACACGGCAGAACUGUUGGACCCCAACAUCUACAGGAUGUAUUUCUAGAGGACUGGGUGGGAGGGGAGACUUCUGUCA
This is a messenger RNA of Misgurnus anguillicaudatus (oriental weatherfish), 1437 nucleotides long. RefSeq names its product AE binding protein 2 (gene aebp2). Gene Ontology annotation, cellular component: ESC/E(Z) complex. NCBI's taxonomy places the organism in Eukaryota, Metazoa, Chordata, Actinopteri, Cypriniformes, Cobitidae. Gene Ontology annotation, biological process: regulation of transcription by RNA polymerase II. The record is from RefSeq and is a predicted model, not a curated record.